This is a messenger RNA of Cannabis sativa, 2013 nucleotides long. RefSeq lists its product as uncharacterized. The transcript is spliced from 6 exons. NCBI's taxonomy places the organism in Eukaryota, Viridiplantae, Streptophyta, Magnoliopsida, Rosales, Cannabaceae. The coding region runs from base 1 to 2013 and encodes 670 amino acids. The record is from RefSeq and is a predicted model, not a curated record.
AUGCUUGGUUUUGAAGGUGUGUUUACAGUGGAUGCUAGGGGUCAUAGUGGUGGUGUUAGUCUCCUUUGGAGAAACCAAAAUGAUUUAGAAGUGUUGGGGUAUUCUAUCUAUCAUAUUGAUGUGAGAAUUACGACUGCAGAUAAGAAGACAUGGAGGUUAACUGGAAUGUAUAGUGAACCUAACCAUUCUCAAAGAUAUAAGACCUGGAAUUUGCUUCGCACGCUUACUGAUGAAUCUUCACUUCCUUGGUGUGUAAUUGGGGAUAUGAAUAACAUUGUCUCUCAUUCAGAUAAAAAAGGGGGUAACUGGUAUCCUAAUGGCUUAAUUGAAGGGUUCCAAAAAGCUCUCUCUGAUUGCCAUCCUGUUGAUUUAGAACUACAUGGAUAUCCUUUACUUGGGAACGGGGUCGUGGAAAUAACAAGUUCAGAUCACUGUCCUCUGUUGCUCGAUUUGGUGAAUCAGAAUGAGCGUCUGUGUGUGCAAGUGAUUCAAGAUUCAUGGGAUGCCAAUGCUGGAGGUUCAAUUACAAAGAAGAUUAAAAGAUGCGGGGAGAGUCUUACAAGUUGGGGAAAUGAAUUCACAGGGAACAUCAAAUACCGUAUUAAGAGGUGCAAAAGUGAUAUUAAGCGGUUGAAGAGAUUAAGAGAUGAUGCUUCUAUGGCAGAAUUUAAAAUUGCAGAAAAAAGAUUGGCUGAGGUUCUUACUCAACGUGAGUUGUUUUGGAAACAACGGUCGAAACAACUUUGGCUUCGUGUAAGAGAUUCGAAUAGAUUAGAAGAUGCCAUCCUUUCUUAUUUCUCUGAAUUAUUCACUUCAACUAGUUCUCUUACUGAUGUCGUUGUUGCUGGUAUCUCUCCUUCGAUUUCUAAUUCUCAAAAUAGGGACUUGUUGAGUCCGGUUCUUGAAGAGGAGAUAAAAAGUGCAUUGUUCCAAAUGCACCCAGAUAAGUCUCGAGGGCCUGAUGGAAUGACACCAGGUUCUACCAAAAAUGUUGGGAUGUGGUUGGUCAUGAUGUGGUGUUACAAGUCAAGAACUUCUUUGAUUCAGAUUGAAGACUAUGCUCCCCCAAAUCUUUCUGAAAAUCAAUUGGCUUUUAUUCUGAGCCGAUUAAUCUCGGAUAAUAUAAUGGUUUCCUAUGAAGUCGUACACUAUUUCAAAAGAAAACGGAAAGGGAAGACUGGCUAUAUGGCUUUGAAACUCGAUCUUAGUAAAGCCUAUGAUCGUAUUGAGAGGGGUUUUUUGUGGGCUAUGAUGAGAACAAUGGGUUUUCAUACCGGACUAUCUUCAUUGAUAAAGAGGUUUGAAAGAAGUGGUCACAUUAGAGGGUGUAAGGUUGCUAAUGGUGUGCCAACUAUUUCUCACAUGCUUUUUGCCAAUGAUAGUUACGUUUAUUGUCAGGCAACGGAGAAUGAAGCUGAUAAUGUGCUUCGGUUGUUACAUAUGUUUGAGAUGGCAUCAGGUCAACAAGUUAAUAGGGCCAAAUCAUCCAUUUUCUUUAGUGCUAAUACACCAUUUGACCUUCGUGACAGACUUUGUGCAAGGAUGGGAAUGGUUCCUGCAAGUGAUCAAAGUGUCUAUUUGGGGCUGCCGUGUAUUUUGGGUAGAAGGAAAAAAGCUAUUCAAAAUUUCCUUCAAGAGAAGAUGGAAAAAAGAAUCUUAAGUUGGGAGGGCAGAUUUCUAUGUAAAGCUGGUCGUGAGAUUUUACUUAAAACAGUUGUUCAAGCCAUACCGUCUUAUGAUAUGUCUGUUUUUCUUCUACCUAUUGAAACUUGUACUUUGCUUGAAAGAUUGAUGUCCAAGUAUUGGUGGGGGACUUCCUCCCAACGAUCUCGAGGAAUUACAUGGAUCAAAUGGAGUCGUUUAAGUCGAUACAAAAGUAGUGGGGGUCUUGGCUUCCGUAACCUCAAAGACUACAACUUAUCAUUGCUAGGUAAGCAAGUGUGGCAUUUGCUGCAGGGGGAGGAUUCUCUAGUAGGCCGUGUGUACAAGGCAAGAUACUUCCCCAAUUGCUGA